AUGCGGUGCGGCGCCGCCUGGAUGCUGCUCGUGGCCGCGGCCCUGGGGUUCGGGGCGCGCGAGGCCCGCGGCGCAGUGACGCUAGCUGACUUCUAUCCGUUCGGCGCGGAGCGCGGCGACGCCGUCACCCCCAAGCAGGACGACGGCGGUUCGGGGUUGCGGCCGCUCUCGGAGCCCUUCCCAUUCUUCGGCGCCGAGCACUCCGGCCUCUACGUGAAUAACAAUGGGAUCAUCUCCUUCCUGAAGGAAGUCUCCCAGUUCACGCCAGUGGCCUUCCCCAUCGCCAAGGACCGCUGUGUGGUGGCAGCCUUCUGGGCAGAUGUGGACAACCGGCGUGCAGGUGACGUGUACUAUCGGGAGACCACCGACCCAGCCACUCUUGGCAGAGCCACGGGGGACAUCAGACGCUACUUCCCUGAGCUCCCAGACUUCUCUGCCACGUGGGCUUUCGUCGCCACCUGGUAUCGAGUGACCUUCUUUGGAGGCAGUGCCUCUACCCCAGUCAACACCUUCCAAGUUAUCCUCAUCACCGAUGGCAAGCUCUCCUUCACCAUCUUCAACUACGAGUCCAUCACCUGGACCACGGGCACCCACGCCAGCAGUGGAGGUGAUGCCACUGGCCUGGGGGGCAUUGCAGCCCAGGCCGGCUUCAAUGCGGGAGAUGGCCAGCGCUACUUCAGCAUCCCCGGCUCACGCACUGCGGACAUGGCGGAGGUGGAGACCACCACCAACGUGGGCGUGCCCGGGCGCUGGGCGUUCAGAAUCGAUGAUGCCCAGGUGCGCGUGGGGGGCUGCGGCCAUACAACCUCCGUGUGCCUGACCCUGCGUCCCUGCCUCAACGGAGGCAAGUGCAUCGACGAUUGCGUCCCGGGAGACCCCUCCUACACCUGCUCCUGCCUCUCAGGCUUCACAGGGCGGCACUGCCAGCUGGACGUGGAUGAGUGCGCGUCCCACCCUUGUCAGAACGGAGGAACCUGUACACACAAGGCCAACAGCUUCAGCUGCCAGUGCCCAGACAGCUUCGGGGGCCCCACCUGUGAGACCAUGCAGUCCCCCUGUGAUGCCAAGGCAUGUCAGAACGGUGGCCAGUGCCAGGUGGAGGGCAGGAUUGCAGUGUGUGUGUGCCAGCCUGGGUACACAGGGGCAGCCUGUGAAUCAGAUGUGGACGAGUGCAGCUCCAGCCCAUGCCUGAAUGGAGGCUCAUGUGUGGAUCUGGUGGGGAACUACAGCUGUGUGUGUGCAGAGCUCUUCGAGGGUCCUCGCUGUGAGACAGGAAUCCACCCAGAGCCAGAUGUCUGCCUCUCAGCCCCCUGCCAGAAUGGUGGCACCUGUGUGGACGCUGACCAGGCUUAUGUGUGCGAGUGUCCCGGGGGCUUCGUGGGCCUCAACUGCGGGGAGAGACUCUCCGACGACUGUGAAUGCCGAAAUGGAGGCCGCUGCCUAGACCUGAACUCCACCCUCUGCCAGUGCCCCCCAGGCUUCUUCGGGCUCCUCUGCGAAUUUGAAGUCACGACCACACCCUGCAACAUGAACACCCAGUGCCCCGACGGGGGCUACUGCAUGGAGUACAGCGGGAGCUACCUCUGUGUCUGUCACACAGAUUACAACACCAGCAGCCACUCUUUGCCGUCGCCCUGUGACUCGGACCCCUGCUUCAACGGAGGUUCCUGUGACGCCCACGACGACUCUUACACGUGCGAGUGCCCACGUGGCUUUCACGGCAAGCACUGUGAGAAAGUCAGACCCCGCCUGUGCAGCUCUGGGCCCUGCCGGAAUGGAGGCACCUGCAAGGAGGUGGGCAGCGAGUACCACUGCAGCUGCCCCUACCGCUUCACCGGGCGGCACUGCGAGAUCGGGAAGCCGGACUCGUGCGCCUCAGGCCCCUGUCAUAACGGCGGUACCUGCUUCCAUUACAUCGGCAAAUACAAGUGUGACUGUCCGCCGGGCUUCUCCGGGCGCCACUGCGAGACUGCCCCUUCCCCCUGCUUUCGGAGCCCGUGUUUGAACGGGGCCACCUGCGAGGACUUGGGCACAGAUUUCUCCUGUCGCUGCCGCGCAGGCUUCACUGGACGCUGGUGCCAAGCAGGUGAGCUCGGACGCCCGCCGGCCACAGUCUCCACCCACCGGGUGCUGGCUGCUACAUCUCUGCCGCGGGGGCGGGGCCGUCUUGCUUUCCUCCCGGUUUCCGCCCCCCCGCGCGCAGAAAUCGAUGAGUGCCGUUCUCAGCCUUGCCUGCACGGAGGCUCCUGUCAGGACCGAGUCUCGGGCUACGUUUGUCUGUGCAGCGCGGGGUACAAAGGCGCGCGCUGUGAGCAGGAGACUGACGAGUGUGCGGCAGGACCCUGUCAGAACGGGGGCUCCUGCCAGGACCUUCCGGGGGCCUUCCUCUGCCAGUGCCCCGAGGGCUUCGUCGGGGUCCACUGUGAAACAGAGGUGGACGCCUGCGACUCCAGCCCCUGCCGACACGGAGGCGUCUGCAAGAACGAUGGCGGGGCCUACCUGUGCGUCUGCCCCGAGGGCUUCUUCGGCUACCACUGUGAGACAGUGAGUGACCCCUGCUUCUCCAACCCCUGCGGGGGCCGUGGCUACUGCCUGGCCAGCAACGGGUCCCACAGCUGUACCUGCAAAGUGGGCUACACGGGCAAGAACUGCGCCAAAGAGCUGCUCCCGCCCACGGGCCUCCAGGUGGAGCGGGUUGAGGAGAGCGGGCUGUCCAUCUCCUGGCUUCCGCCCGAGGGCCCUGCGGCCCGGCGGCUGCUGGACGGCUAUGCGGUCACCUACACCUCGGCUGAUGGUGCCUUCCGCCGCACGGACUUCGUGGACCGUGGCCGCUCAGCCCACCAGCUGCGGGCCCUGUCGGCCGGCCGGGCCUAUAGCAUCUCGGUGUUCUCUGUCAAGCGCAAUGCCAACAACAAUGACAUCAGCCGACCUGUGGCGCUGCUGGUCCGCACGCGACCCCGCCCUGUCGAGGGCUUGGAGGUAACUAAUCUGACGGCCAGUACCAUCUCAGUGCGCUGGGCUCUGCACCAGAUCCGCCACGCCCCGGUCAGUAAAGUCCGCGUGUCCAUCCGCCAUCCGGAGCCCGGUGGAGAGGAGUCCACUGACUUGGACAGGAGCGUGGACAGGUUCACGUUUGGGACCCUGCUGCCAGGAAGGAGGUACACUGUGCAGGCAGUUACGCUUAGCGGGAUCGGGCCGGGGGAGCACCCCACUGAGAGUGUGGCCACUGCCCCGCUGCACGUGUGGACCCGGCCCUCGCCUCCUGCAAACCUAACAGCCGCCCGGGUCACAGCUACCUCCGCCCAUGUGGUCUGGGACGCCCCCUCACCGGGUGCAGCACUGGAGGCUUAUGUCAUCAAUGUGACCACCAGCCAGAGCACCAAGAGCCGCUACGUCCCCAACGGGAAGCUGGUGUCCUACACGGUCCGCGACCUCAUGCCUGGGGGGAGAUACCAGCUCUCCGUGACAGCCGUACAGAAUACAGACCAGGGCCAGGUGCACAGCGAGCCUGCCCACCUGUACAUCAUCACCUCCCAGAGGGAGAGUACUGACCGGCGCUGGCACCAGGGUGGGCACCCCCGGGUGCUCAGAAAUAGACCCCCUCCAGCACGCCUGCCAGAGCUGCGUCUGCUCAACGGCCGAGAUGCCCCGGAAACAUCCACCCAGCCACCCAGGUACUCUGAGCUGGUAGACGGCAGAGGACGGGUGAGUGCCAGAUUCAACAGCCUGCCCAGCAAGUCGGUCACCCUGAGAGCACAACCCACGGCCCCGGCCCCAGCGCAGCUCAAGACCCCAGUGGAGGCCCCCAAGCCCACCAACCUGGCCCUGCAUCUGGACGAGCAUAGUGACAAGGAGAACGAGGGUAAGUCUGGAAGCUGUUCAGAAAACCCCUGUCAGAAUGGGGGUACCUGUGUGCCUGGUGCCAACACCCACAGCUGCACCUGCAGCCCCGGCUUCAAAGGCCAACGCUGUGAACUUGCCUGUACAAAGGUGCCCCAGCCCUGCACACGCCUGUUCUCCGAGACCAAGUCCGUCCCGGUCUGGGAAGGAGGUGUCUGUCACCACGUGUACAAACGAGUUUACAAAGUUCACCAGGACAUCUGCUUCAAAGAGAGCUGUGAAGGUUCAAGCCCCAAGAAGACCCCACACAGAGCAGGUGAACAUGCCCAGUCCUCGAGGAAAGACCGAGUUCUUUCCAAAUGGAGGAGAAGGAUACAGGUGGUCAUCGUCCAGGAAGCGGCUCCUCCCGAACACACCAAUCCCACUGCAGUGACUACACAGGUCCUGAGGGCAGUAGCUUUAGACGAAUGCACUCCAGAGUCUCCACCCGUCUCCAGGGACGCAGGGGGACUAGCGGCCGCACAGAAGCUACCCGCUCGGGGGCUCUGGGCCCAUAAGGGGCCUGCAGAAGCCAGCGCGGACGCACAGGAACAUGUGGUGUGA
Chrysochloris asiatica (Cape golden mole) is the source of this 4443-nucleotide messenger RNA. RefSeq names its product sushi, nidogen and EGF-like domains 1 (gene SNED1). Gene Ontology annotation, molecular function: Notch binding; calcium ion binding. NCBI's taxonomy places the organism in Eukaryota, Metazoa, Chordata, Mammalia, Afrosoricida, Chrysochloridae. The record is from RefSeq and is a predicted model, not a curated record. The transcript has 31 exons. Gene Ontology annotation, biological process: cell-matrix adhesion; Notch signaling pathway. Bases 1 to 4443 code for a protein of 1480 amino acids.